Molecule: messenger RNA, 1132 nt
Organism: Manihot esculenta (cassava)
Lineage: Eukaryota; Viridiplantae; Streptophyta; Magnoliopsida; Malpighiales; Euphorbiaceae
Product: protein DMP4
Exons: 1
Coding region: 330-974 (214 amino acids)
Biological process (GO): endomembrane system organization
Source: RefSeq, a predicted model, not a curated record
ACAAACAUUUCUAUCACAAGUAAAUCCGAUCACAAAAUUCAACUCCAAAUCUUACAAUUCCAUCUAAGCUUCUUCACAUGUAACUUGCAAUCUAACUAAAUUUGGAACGUUAACUGUGAGUCUGUAACCCCAGAGCUUCUUCCCAAAUUCUGGUAAAAGCCACCACCUUUCUAUUUGGGAGUUUCUUUUUCUUGCAAGACAUCCCUUGCUUAUCCCCUCCCUUUACCUCCACUCAAAUCUCAAUUUCUUCAUUAAUAAAUACAUACAUAUAUAGUUAACACAAGCAGAAAAGAUUCAUUAAUCCAAAACAAUAUUGGGUUUUGCAAGCAAUGGAGAUCAAGGUAGAAGAUGGCAACUCUCAUGAUCAGAAUCUCAACGAGCAAAAGCUUCCUCUACUGGAAGCUGACUUGCCGAUGCCAAACACAGAAGAGAAGAAUUUGAUUCAGAAAGCUAUAACUCAGACAUUUAAGAGCACAGCCCAUUUGGCCAAUCUAUUACCAACAGGAACCGUUCUUGCUUUCCAACUUCUCUCACCCAUUUUCUCAAACCAAGGCAACUGCGACUCAGUGAGCCGGUUCAUGACAGCGGGGCUUGUAUCUCUCUGUGGCUUAUCAUGUUUCUUGUCGAGCUUCACUGAUAGCUUCAGAGACAAAAACGGCAACGUGUGUUAUGGGUUGGCUACAUUUCGUGGGUUAUGGAUUAUUGAUGGGUCGGAAACUAUUUCGCCUGAGCUUGCUGCAAAGUAUCGCAUACAGUUUAUAGAUUUCGUGCAUGCCCUCAUGUCAAUACUUGUGUUUUCCGCAAUUGCUUUAUUUGAUCAGAAUGUGGUGAAUUGCUUCUAUCCUACGCCAUCAGCCGAGACACAAGAAGUUCUCACGGCAUUACCAGUGGGAAUUGGUGUAAUUUGCAGUAUGUUGUUUGUUGUUUUUCCGACGCAGCGCCAUGGAAUUGGCUUCCCUCUCACUGAUAUUUGAAAUUGUCGCUGUUUAUAAGCCAUCGCUCUCCACGAUGUAAAGCUCAGGCAAAUUCGUUUGUACUUUUCAUUCUUUUUUCUUGUAUUCUUAUGCGAAAGUGACUUUUAUAUUUGAUUAUUUCUCCGAAAAAUAAACUAUUUUAAGCCCUUUUGUCAAAA